Molecule: messenger RNA, 1366 nt
Organism: Miniopterus natalensis
Lineage: Eukaryota; Metazoa; Chordata; Mammalia; Chiroptera; Miniopteridae
Source: RefSeq, a predicted model, not a curated record
UGUCCAGAAGUACGUUGUGAAGAAUUAUUUCUACUAUUACCUAUUCCGAUUUUCAGCUGCUUUGGGUCAAGAAGUGUUCUACAUCACAUUUCUUCCGUUCACUCAGUGGAAUAUUGAUCCUUACUUAUCCAGAAGACUGAUCAUCAUAUGGGUCCUGGUGAUGUACAUUGGCCAGGUGGCCAAGGAUAUCCUGAAGUGGCCUCGCCCCGCCACCCCUCCGGUGGUGAAGCUGGAGAAGAGAGUGAUCGCUGAGUAUGGGAUGCCGUCCACCCAUGCCAUGGCGGCCACCGCCAUCUCCUUCACCCUCCUCAUCUCUACCGUGGACAGGUACCAGUAUCCCUUCGCUCUGGGGCUGCUGAUGGCCGUGGUGUUCUCCACGCUGGUGUGUCUCAGCAGACUCUACACGGGGAUGCACACGGUCCUGGACGUGCUAGGCGGCGUCCUGAUCACCGCGGUCCUCAUCGUGGUCACCUACCCCGCCUGGACGCUCAUCGACCGCCUGGACUCGGCCAGCCCCCUCUUCCCCGUGUGCGCCCUCGUGGUGCCAUUCCUCCUGUGCUACAAUUACCCCGUGUCUGACUACUACAGCCCCACCCGAGCGGACACCACCACCAUUCUGGCCGCCGGGGCCGGCGUCACCAUAGGUUUCUGGAUCAACAGUUUCUUCCAGCUCGUGUCCAGGCCCACGGAGUCCCCGCCUGGGAUUGAGCACAUCUGGCCGCUCACCCCGGACAUGCUGGUCUUGGGUCUGACCAAGUUUACGGUGGGGAUCCUGCUGAUCCUUGUGGUCCGUCAGCUUGUGCAGAACCUCUCACUGCAGGUGCUGUUCUCCUGGUUCAAGGUGGUCACCAGGAACAAGGAGGCCAGGCGGAGACUGGAGAUCGAAGUGCCUUACAAGUUCGUCACCUACACGUCGGUUGGCAUCUGUGCCACCACCGUUGUGCCCAUGCUGCACAGGCUGCUGGGGUUGCUCUGAGCCCCAAGCACUUGGAAACUGGCCCGUUGGACAAGAGCCAAGACACGGGGAAGUGGUUGGGUGGGCAAGUCUUGACAACACAUUUUAUUUUGCAAAUGUUCUUUAAGUCACACGUCUGUUUUGCUGAUGCCUAUGAUAAACGCCCGGUGCUGUGUGGAAGGAAAAGUCAUCUCGUAGGAGCUUCGAGUCCAGAGGGGUCAUGCAGCCAGUGAAGCCAGGCUGAAACCGUCACCCUGUCUGCUAACUCGGGCUCCAGACCAAGUCCCCGGCUGGCAGGGACAGCAGGUGGUUCGGGAAGGACCACACGCCCCCCUGGCUCUGGAGAGAGGGGGGCGGCAUCCAGGAGGCUGGAGACGGAGCAUUUUUUCAGUGAUGACCUGGCCCGGCACU